Messenger RNA from Sordaria macrospora k-hell, 2241 nucleotides. RefSeq lists its product as uncharacterized. Lineage: Eukaryota; Fungi; Ascomycota; Sordariomycetes; Sordariales; Sordariaceae. The record is from RefSeq and is a predicted model, not a curated record.
AUGGAUCCGGGCUUGCUUCUAGCGCCGCUUGAUGCGCUGGACCAUCCCGUCAUGAAGCUGCUGAUGCAGCAACUGGCGAAGGAUGGAUACUCAGAGCUACAGAGACGGGAAACACCAACGUACACCAGCGUUGUAACCACGAACACGCACAACGAUGAGAGGUACCGAAACUGGGUUGUGGCUCGCAAGAUUGCCAGCAUCCACCUGGAUGUCAGUCAGCUCCCAGACCCUAUGGAAGAGCUUCUUCUGGAACCCUCGGAGUGGGCAAUCGUGACCACCGAGCAAUAUGCAGCAGCCGCCAAAGUCCGAGAAUGGUGGCUAGAAGGAUCACAGGCUGUCAUGAUGAGGCUUUUUAACCUUGGCUUGAGUCGUCUGUCAACUGCGGCGCACCUGUAUGCACUAGAUUUCCUAUUGUGGAUGCGAGGUAAGUUUGUUGCAGUUCCCCAAUACAAUCCUUCCUGGUUGGCCCAUUCUUACCAAGCUACUACCUCUGCAGGCUAUGCCAUCCCAAGCGGUGACUUUAGCCCGGUCGGAUUCUACUUCACCAAGCCGUCAGCGCAUGUCGGGCCUUUCUCUUCCGAGUAUGACAAUUUCUUCGCAGAAAGAUUUCGCGAGAGAAUCAUGGCCGGCCAUCUGGCCAUACCCAGCAACACGCCUUCCCCGAUCUCCCCAGGUGGGCCCCAGCAAGUUGCCAACACCAGCACCAAUACCGAGGCACCAGUGAGAGACAAAUUUCAGCGAGUUCAGUCCAAGGCUCCUCCCACAACGUCGACAGCCCCAGAAAGGCGUGGCCCAAACAGGACCAACCUUGACGCUGCUAUUCAGAGAUCGAGCGCUGAGAUUGAUCAACCGUCGGGUCAAUUGAGAAGCGUGGAGGAAGCCACGCCAGCCCCUGUCAUAACCUCCGUGACAGAGGCACGUCCAUCAUGGACAGCUAAGCUUGAGCCAAGCAGUAGUUUCAACUCGCCUAUUCUCAGGAGGGGUGACAUCAAUCAACCGCCCAGAUGGGAAACCAUGCUGGUUCCUCCCGCGACCUCUAGUACAGAGACCCCUCUUACCUCGACAGUUAGGCCAAGCAGUGGUUUGGAUAUGCCUGACCUCAAGAGCGACGAGAACCAACCCCCGAAGCAGAAAGCUAGAUCCGCUCCUCCCGUGGCAUGUGCGACAGAGGCAAACUCGACUUCGAGCGCAGGAUCAAACCGUGAUGGCAACCCAUACCUCAUUAGCGCCGGUAUCAACCAGUCGAUGAGAGGAGGGGGUGAUGCAGGUCGUCCAGACAUUGGUGCGACCGCAGAGGCGUACCCAAAAUCGACAUCUCAGCCAAGCCGUGGUGUCAACAAGCGUACCCGCAACGAGUCUGACGCUAUUGCGGAGGUUCCGCCGCCCAAGAGGUCACAGCAAGGGCUCCCGCUGAGGACGCUGGCCAGCAUGGGUUUCCUUGGUCGCCACGAGGUUUAUCAACCUUUUGGCACAGAACAACAGUUGCAGGCCUCGACUGUACCUCAAAACACAACCCAAGCCAUAGUUCUUACUGGGGCUGCUGCUACGCAUUGUGGCAACACACAAUGCAAUAGUCCGCAUCAUAAAUUGGUGGACUGCUUUGGGCCAGUGUCCGCCAGCGGCUUCCUUGAAGGGUGCCCCUUCCACAAUACCCAACUUCAUGAUAUCGACGCAUGCGGGUACCUCUCCCAAGGCCAGCUGACAAGGGAGGAGCUGUUUAACGUCUUAGUAACAAGGCGGGCUAAUCUGCCGCCAUUCAAAACGGCCAUUUCAAUUCUCGCCUUGGCAGCUACUAUGGGAAGGCUCGACAGACUUGCCGAUACCAUGCCGCUCGAUCGACGCACAGUCACAAGUAGGUACGCGCAGAUGCGGUUGUGGGUAAACCCCAACCGGACCAGGCUGUUCAGGGACCCCCGUUUUCCAUCAGAUCCCCUGGCCCUCAUGGAAACUUUGUACCGGUCUUGGCAAUUCGUUGUACAAGGCUUGACGCGCCAGGAUCAUUUCAGCGGUGGUUUCGCUGUGCCCGACAACUUUGCUGUCUUUCGGACUGCCUGGGUUAGUGAGCUUGUACCGUAUAGCAAGGCCUUUGAGACGGUCCGUGUUCGUGGUCGGGGAGUCUACCCAUUCAUACCCAAGCCCGACUUGUUAGUUCUCCAGAAGCAGCACCGCGAGAUGGCCAAGGAGAGCCUGUUGGAGUUUCAGCUUGCGCGGCUUCGGAGCCAAAGAGAAGGCCGAAACUAA